Orbicella faveolata is the source of this 3998-nucleotide messenger RNA. RefSeq lists its product as uncharacterized. The record is from RefSeq and is a predicted model, not a curated record. Gene Ontology annotation, molecular function: protein binding. NCBI's taxonomy places the organism in Eukaryota, Metazoa, Cnidaria, Anthozoa, Scleractinia, Merulinidae.
AAUCGACUUUUACUGCCAAGUGUCUCAACAUUUUUGUCGCACGUUGUAGCUUGGAACUGAAGCUACGGUUGGGAGUAUUUUCAAAUGCAAAUGAAAUUACCAAAUGAAAUCUUGAUUCUUGAAUCUAAAUACGGAUUUUGCCUUACUUCUACUUCAUCCUGCAAUGCAAUGGUGUAUUAGUAAAGUGGAAACAAAAAUGUGUAUUGAAACAAUAAAUAAAACCGUACAAUACAAAUAAAAUAGGGAGCAAAGGAGCGAGGAGAGAAAGCGAGCGAAAUGGGCGAGUACAACGAGUCAACGAACGCAAGGAUGAUUGGACCAGACGAUACGCCCCAAGUAAACCCUGCAAAUGAAAGCGAGGCCAGGCCGGGACGUGGCCUGGACGCUACUCCAAUUAUUAAAGGCCAAUCGAACUUGACACGAAAUCAUAUCCUAUGACGACCCACCUCAGUAUCGCUGAACGAAACGAACCUUUUCAAUUAGGAACAAGUUGAGGGAGUGGCGAAGUGACGAAGGGUUUACUAGACUGGAUUACGCUCUGAUUUUGCCGGACUCCUCAAGUAGUAACGGAGACUUACAAAGGUGAAGUUGGAUGUCGUUCGGAUUCUUACAUCUCUUGUUUACAUUAAGGUGAUCAGUGACAUGAACAACGCAGGCGAAGUUAUAGCAGUCAUCUCAAUCGGCUUACUUGUUGCAAGCUUCCUUCUCAACACCAGUCGAUAUAUAACAGCCAUCGAAUUGUGUAAGGAAUGCUUGUUCAUUCUGAAAGACAGAGCAGCCAUAACAGCCGACAAACUCAGCAAAUCAUUCUACAAGGGGAUAUAUUUUACAAUGUGGAAGGCUUGUAGUCUUAUCAGCGAUAACACAAACGCCAUAAAAUACGCAGAAAAACUUCUCCAAAUUUACCAUGAAAAUGGUGAGAGACUUGAAGAAUGUGAGCUAAGCUUAAAACUUGCAGUAAUGUAUUGCCAUCAAGGUAAAUACCCGGAAGCAAUACAACUCUCUGAAAAAGCGCUGCUGAUCAGUAGAGAAAUUGGAGACAGAAAAAGAGAAGCUGACUGUCACGUAAACCUGGGAGCCGUGUAUCAAUCAGUUGGCGAAUAUAAGCAGGCUAAAGGACAUCUCGAGAAAUCACUUUCGAUUCACAAAGAAAUUACACUCAGAAACGCAGAUGCUUCCUCGUACUUAAACCUUGGAGCUGUAUGUCGAUCAGUUGGCGAAUAUGAGCAGGCUAUAGAACAUCUGGAGAAAUCACUUGCGAUCUACAAAGUAAUUGGAGACAGAAAUGGAGAGGCUGCCUCUUACGCAAACCUUGGAAAUGUGUAUCAAUCAUUUGGCGAAUAUGAGAAGGCUAGAGAACAUCUCGAGAAAUCACUUGUGAUCAGCAAACAAAUUAGAUAUAGAAUAGGAGAAGCUGCCUCUUACUUCAACCUUGGAUCUGUGUAUGAAUCAGUUGGCAAUUAUGAGAAGGCUAGUAAACAUCUGGAGAAGUCACUUGUGAUCUACAAAGAAAUUGGAUCCCGAAAAGAAGAGGCUAACUGUUACGGAAGGCUUGGACAGGUGUAUCGAUCAGUUGGCGAAUAUGAGAAGGCCAGAGAACACCUCGAGAAAUCACUUGCGAUCAGCAAAGAAAUUGGAAUCAGAAAAGGAGAAGCUGCCUCUUACGGAAGUCUAGGAAUGGUGUAUCGAUCAGUUGGCGAAUAUGAAAAGGCUAGAGAAAAUCUCGAGAAAUCACUUGUGAUCCUGAAAGAAAUUGGAGACAAAGAGGGAGAAGUGAGAGGUUAUAUAACUCUUGGAAAUGUGUAUGCAUCGGUUGGCGAAUAUGAAAAGUCUUCAGCCUUCUGGCAAAAAUCAUUGGCCAUCAGUAAAAAGAUUGGCAACAGAUUUACCCUAGCUGUGUCUUACCAAGCGCUGGGAGUUAAAUUUUUCUUUCUUGGAAAGUAUAACAAAGCUAACGAAUAUAAUCAGAAAGCUCUUAUCAUCUUUACAGACAUUGGACACAGAGAAGGCACGGCUAGAUCGUACCUCUUCCAAGGAGUUGUGGAGCAGGCUGUUGGUAACUUUGUUAAGGCCAAGGAAUAUUUUGAAAAAGCACUUGCGAUAAGCAAAGAAAUUGGAAAUGGGGAUAUAAAAACAGGGGGUUACUUAGAACUUGGAGGUCUGCUUGUUGAACUGGCUGAAUAUGACAAAGGAGAAGAAUAUAUAAAGAAAGCACUUGAAUUAAGUGAAGCAGUUGGAGAUAUUGAUGGACAGUUCCUUUCGCUCGAAACGAUGGCGUACCUUAGAUUGAAAGAAGGAGAAAUUCAGGAAGCUAUCUUAUAUUUUCUUUCUGCUAUUGAAAAAAGCGAGCAAGUGCGCGGCUCUCUCCGCGACAACGAUCAAUUUAAGAUUUCCUUCUCGGAUCGCAAUAUACGCUCCUACAGAGAUCUCAGUGCGUUGCUUUGUGAAACCGGAAAUCCUACUGAAGCUUUGUAUGUGUCAGAACUUUCGAAUGCCAGGGCUUUGGCAGAUUUAAUGUCAGCUCAGUACUCUGUGGAGAAUCAAAUCCCAGCUAAUCCUCGAACAUGGGCUGGUAUUGAGGGCAUCCUGGGCAAAGAAUUUAACCGCACCUGUCUGUACGUCUCAUAUCAUUUUGAGAGUAUAUAUUUGUGGAUUCUUAAAGAAGGCCGAGUCACACAUUUCCGGGAGAUGAAAGGAAAUGAUCUAAUUGCUCACAAAGGAUUAGGUCAACAAGUGGAAGAGUUUUUUGAUUUCAGAAGUUUUGGCGUUUUACCAGAGGAGAUUUGUGAAGACCGAUCUUUACACGGUUUUCAGCCAGAAUCCAAAUCAAGAGAGCAAGUCAGCCAUAAAGGUUGGCGACUUGGAAAGGAAAGUGAAGCUAACCAAGGACCCAAAAUGAACCUUCCUAUCUGUUACAAGCUUAUCAUCGCUCCGCUGGUGAACUUCCUUGAGGGCCCUGAAAUCAUCAUUGUUCCUGAUCGCGCUUUAUACCAAAUUCCAUUUGCUGCGUUAACUGAUGAAAGCGGAAAGUACUUAUCUGAGAGUUUCAGGAUCCGUAUUGUUCCUUCUUUAAGAACUCUCAAGCUCCUUAAUGAAAGUCCAGCAGACUAUCAUUGUCAGACUGGUGCGUUGAUAGUAGGAAACCCUGAUGUUGGUGAAGUGCAUUUCAGAGGAAAACUCACGAACAUUUCGAGACUACAAUGUGCAGAAAACGAAGCUAAGAGGAUAGCAAAAAAGCUGGGUGUCGAGCCUUUGUUAGGACAGCAAGCGACUAAGAAAGCAGUACUUCAAGCGAUGAAUUCAGUGGCCCUGAUUCAUAUCGCCGCACACGGUGAUGCUGAAAGAGGAGCAAUUGCCCUUGCACCAUCGUUUCGUAUUCCUAACGGGAUACCUCAAGAAGGACUGUACUUAUUGACAAUGUCUGACAUUUCAAAAGUUCAACUGCGAGCUAAACUGGUAGUCCUUAGCUGUUGCCACAGUGCUCGUGGACAGACAAAAGCUGAGGGAGCUGUUGGAAUUGCCCGAGCAUUCUUAGGAUCUGGCGCACGCUCAGUGUUGGUGGCACUGUGGGCCCUGGAUGACAAAUCAACAGCGCAGUUGAUGACUCAUUUCUACGAUCACCUUGUUGCUGGGAAAAGUGCUGGUGAAUCUCUGCACGAGGCCAUGAAGUGGAUGAGAAGUGGGGGCUGUGACGUCAACCAGUGGGCACCUUUUAUACUGAUUGGAGAUGACGUGACAUUUGAUUUUGGAAAGAAAGGUGUUGGAAAGAAUGACCAGGAUGGCAGCGAGGGAUCGCCUGAGAUGUACAAUAUACCAUGACCUCAAUGGACAGUUUUACUGCUAGUGCUAAGUUGUAUAUAAAUUAAAUGAACCUUUAACUUUCUGUCAUUUCCUGUCUAACGAUGCCUCGGUAGAAAUAUUAAGCGCAAAGCGUUUAACUUUUGUCAAAGACGCAUUUACUUGUUAUAACAUACGCCAUUGUUUUUCUUGUAAUUAUA